AUGGCGUCCCUGCUACCCAGCCGGACCUUGCCCUUGACCCUGGUCCUGAUGGUUACCCUGGCCCCAGGGGCUGCAGUCUUCAACAUCUCCGGCCUCUCCGGCCUGCUGGCCCCGGCGCUCACCGAGAGCCUGCUGGUUGCCUUGCCCCCCUGCCACCUCACAGGGGGCAACGCCACCCUGACGGUCCGCAGAGCCAAUGACAGCACAGUGCUGACGCGUGGCUUCGUGGUGCCGGCCUGCCGAGGGCGAAGGGAGCUGGUGAGCGUGGUGGACAGUGGGGCUGGCUUCACCGUCACCCGGCUUAGCGCCUACCAGGUGACAGGCCUCGCACCCGGAACCAAAUACUACGUCUCCUACCGGGUGCGGAAGGGGGCGGCCACCGAGUCCAGCCGAGAGGUCCCCGUGUCCACCCUUCCUCGACGCGAGGCGGCCUCCAUCGGGCUGGGGAUGGCCCGCACAGGGGGCAUGGUGGUCAUCACGGUGCUGCUCUCCGUCGCCAUGUUCCUGCUGGUCCUGGGCCUCAUCGUGGCCCUGGCACUGGGCGCCCGGAAGUAG
Messenger RNA from Pipistrellus nathusii (Nathusius's pipistrelle), 555 nucleotides. The record is from the annotation of a GenBank genome assembly. Lineage: Eukaryota; Metazoa; Chordata; Mammalia; Chiroptera; Vespertilionidae.